Molecule: messenger RNA, 4519 nt
Organism: Capsicum annuum
Lineage: Eukaryota; Viridiplantae; Streptophyta; Magnoliopsida; Solanales; Solanaceae
Product: protein SCAR1
Exons: 9
Coding region: 320-4255 (1311 amino acids)
Biological process (GO): positive regulation of Arp2/3 complex-mediated actin nucleation; actin cytoskeleton organization
Cellular component (GO): cytoskeleton
Molecular function (GO): protein kinase A regulatory subunit binding; Arp2/3 complex binding
Source: RefSeq, a predicted model, not a curated record
UUGGCUUGCAGAGUUGGCAAUGUCGUUUCUCUUUGGACGAAUUCACCAUUUUUACAGACCCAUCGCUUUCUCUCUCUACAUAUAAAUAUAUUAACAACUUUCUCUCUCUAUACAUACAUACAUACAUGAUACAUCACUUUCUCUCUCAAUCUGAGCAGUAGUUAAGCUGCUCCACUCCUUCAACUACCCUUCCUCCCUCUUACUUUCUCUCUCAUCAUUCCCCUUCAUUUAUUACUUACUUACUCCUAUAAUUACUUUCUCUUACAUUCAAUUGAAGUAUACUUUUAGAGAGGGACGGAGGGAGGCGUGAUAGGGAACGAUGCCGUUAGUGAGAACUACAGUGAGAAAUGUGUACGGAUUGGGAACGCCGGAACUAUACCGAGAAGCUGAUAAAGAGGAUCCGAAGAAGGUGCUUGACGGAGUUGCAGUCGCUGGACUUGUCGGGAUCUUACGUCAGCUCGGCGAUCUCGCUGAAUUUGCAGCGGAAGUGUUUCAUGGCUUACAAGAGCAAGUAAUGGUUACAUCCUCGAGAAGCAAUAAGUUGGUUGCACGUGUGCAAAAAAUUGAAGCUGCACUUCCUCCUCUUGAGAAAUCAGUAUUGGCACAAAGGAGUCAUUUACACUUUGCUUAUACAGCUGGAUCCAAUUGGCAUGCCCGUAUACGUAGUGAACAAAAUCAUUUUAUAUAUAAUGACUUGCCAAGAUUUAUCAUGGAUUCGUACGAAGAAUGUCAUGGUCCGCCACACUUGCAUUUGCUUGAUAAAUUUGACCCUGGUGGACCUGGAUCUUGCUUGAAAAGGUAUUCAGAUCCAACUUUCUUUAAGAGAGCAUCAGUUGGAUCAGGUGAAGAAUAUAUUGACAAAUUCCUAAAAGAAAAGAAGGGUCGAAAGAUUAAGAAGAAACAAUCGCGGAGGAGGAAUGGAGAAGUCUCUCGUAGUGCGUCUAUGCCCAAUUAUGGUUGUAGAAUGCCAUUUUCUUCUAGAAAUCUGGAUAGGCGUCCUUCCUGGGUUCAGAGUUUCUCCACACAUGAUACAACCCUCAAAUCUGACGUAGAUUCGAGACAUGGGUCGGACCUGAUGGAAUGUGUUUCGCAGCCAAGUUUCUCAGUUCAACCUGAAGAUGGAAAAUCUGAGACUGUCUCAUCUCCAAUAAAAAUGCAGCCUAAUCAGUCCUUUGAUUAUUCUUUUCUUGAAGAAAAGAGCGAUCAUGCUUCCAAUGAUAUUGGCCAUGAUUUUUCACAAGAGCUAGCUGACCUUGUUUCGACAUCUGUUGCUUGGAACUUAAAGAUGCAACCUGACACACAAGAGUCUAAAGGAUCCUUUGAUUCGACUUCACAGCUACAAUUUAACAAUAAGCUUGAUCAUGCUUUUCCUGAGGAAAGAGGUGAAGUUGUUUAUGAUGACAUUGGUAAUAUUGUGUUAGAAGAGCAAGCUGGUCAUUGCACAUCUUCUGUUACUUGGAGUGAUAAAACAGUGCGUGAGGAACAAGAGUCUAGAGAAUCCUUCUCUUCUCCAUCCCAGAUUCAUCAUGAUGCUUUACCUGAUUGUGCUUCCCCUGACCGAAAAGGCGGUGAUCAGUGCAGUGAUAUGGGAAAUAGCUUAACAGAGGACCAAAUUGGCCGCAACUUAUUGUCUGUUGCUUUGAGUGGUAAGAUGAGAACUGCAGAAGUAGAGUCUAAAGAAAUCUUCUACUCUCCGUUGCAGAUGAAUCCAAGUGCUUCCAUAGAAGAUGCUUCUCCUGAUGAAAAGCUUUGGGUCAUAUCUGAUGAAGAGGGUAGCAAUUUUCCACAAGAGCAAGUGGGUCCUAGUUCACCUUUCUUGACUAGCAGUGUUAAGAAUGAACAACUGGUCCUUAUUAUUCAGAAGUAUGAUAUUGAUGAGAGUUUGGAGACACGUCAAGAAAAUCUACUCCUAGAUACACAAGUAUUGGAUUUAGCAACUUCUGAAAAUAUUGAACAACAAAGUUCUGAGCCUGAGGCUGAAAUUAUACAAAGGUCAAUUUCUUAUGAAAGCCAGUUUGAUGACAUUGAAAGUGAAACUGACAAUUAUAUGGAUGCACUUAACACCAUUGAGUCAGAGUCUGAAACUGAUUUGGAUUGUCAAAGAAAACGAGAAAUGGAGCUGGAGUUUAGAUUGAAGACUGACUCAUCCUUGAAUGGAACCCUUGGAAAUAGAGCAACACUUUCUGAUCAGAAUUUGUCUCCUCCUACACCUGAAGUCGUAGCUAGAAAUUCCCCUGAGAAUAGUGGUUUUGGUGGUAAUACCAACUUGGCAUCUGCUGAAUCUGAUUCUGCAGCUUUCUCUUCCUCUGCUAAAGUAAAAUAUGAGGAAAUUCCAGAGAAUAUCUCUUCAGGGUUUGGUGAAUUUUUUCCAUCUCCGCAGAUAGCUAGAAUUACUUUAAAACCAGACAGUUCUGUAGAUGUCCCUUCUAGUAAAAAAUCCAAUAUUCUGGAAACAUCACAAGAGGAACCACUUGUCAGCAAUCAUAUCACCUCUAGCCCUAGGAAUCCUGGUUUAUCACUGCCAGUAGUCAACAGGAUCCAGUGUGGUCCUUCCGACUCUGAAAAACCUCCGCCCCAACUUCUGGGCACUCCUAAAGUCCAAUUCUGGACAAAUGGUGGCUUGCUCGGGCUUGAGCCUUCAAAGCCUCCAGAUGGUGUGAUAAAUAGUGUUGGUCAAGUUUAUGAAGCUAGUCAAAAUGAGGUAGUCGUUACUUCAAGGAAAGAUCCUGUUCGCAUCAGUGACAAACAUGCAGGAAAACAAGAUGAUGUACAGAAUACGUCAAGAGAGAAAGGUGAUGGCCAAAAUUCUGUUCAAGCAGUUGCCUUUUCUAUUAGGAACAUAUCUUCAAGAUUUUCUGCCAAAGAUUUAGAUGUCAAACUCGACAAGUCAAGUAAUUUAUACCAGCAAAAUUGCACUGAUAAGCCCCUAAACAGUUCUUUAGAUGGAUCUGGCAUGACAUCUAGCACAGUGGGACCCGUGAGCCCACAAUCCCUAACUAUUGCAGCUGAUCGAGGGAAUGGAAAGAAUUCAUCACGUAUUCUUGAACUAGGUAAUAGAUUGCUUACGAAUGGGUUCCAAGGGAAACUAUCACUUGGUUGGAAUGAUAACACUGAUUCAGUCAGUUCCUUGAACACCGGAAGCAAUGAGCCGAUAAAUGAUUACCAACAUUUUGUGGGUAGAACAAUUAAAGACUUCCCAGGAAGAGGAUCCCCGUUUACAUCACCUUCUUCGUCACCGCCACUUGGACAUAUGAAAAUCUCAUUCCAGCCAAUAGACAGCGUUGAGAUUUCGAAACUGAAACUCAGAUUUCCUGAUAGGAGUAAUAUCAAUGAAAGCAAUAGUGAUAUGUUCUCUUCUUUUCAGCUGGUGCCAGAGCCUUCUAUUCCUCUGCAUGAAGUUGGUUCAGACUCAGAUGACGACACAUUUUCCAGAUCAUCUCCUGAUCUGUCAGAUGAUUAUCUUAGCCAUCAGUCUGAGUCAAACUCUGAACAGUGGGAAUCUGGUAAUUCUCCUAAUUUAGAGAACCAAGAAGUAUCUAAUACUUUGCAUAGGAUAUCGUUAACUGGAUCAACUUCAGCAUCUUUCGAGAACGGCCGAACGGUUCAUCAGGAUUUGCACGCCUGCAGUAGACGUCAUAUUCCUUUCGCAGAAUACUCUCUGGAGGAUUCUCAGUGUGAUAAUUUAUUUGAUCUGCCAGUUCUUGAUACCCAGCAUUCCUCGUUCAAGCAUGGAGUAGGUAAUGCUACAUCUCCAAGAGAUUUUCUAGAGCCAUUGUCUGGUAAGGAGUCUACACCUCCUCCUCCACCGCUCCCUCCAAUGCAGUGGCAGAGUAUGCAAUCACAUUUAGAUGACGAACAAGAUGAUCUACAUCUGUUAUCUGAAAACCGCCAUGUGUUUGAUCUCAAUGAGCCUGGAUCUACCAUUUCUCAUCAACCUAAGCCUCCUCCAUUUAAGCAAAACCAAGUAACUGAAGCUGCAUUUACAUUGCAAAGCAAGCAGCCACAUUCGACAGACACAAAUGGGCAGCAAUUUGUUGAUCAUGCUGAAAAUGGCAGAGGAAUCAAUGAAAAGGAAGACUUCCUGCACCAGAUUAGAGCAAAAUCCUUAAAUCUUAGACGAACUGUUCCAGCAAAACCAACUGGAACUACAGGGCUUCCAGCAAGCGUCAAGGUCACUGCCAUUUUGGAGAAAGCCAGUGCGAUCCGUCAGGCAGUUGGAAGUGAUGAUGGAGAAGAUAACUGGAGUGACACUUGAAGAUGACAUUAGGCUAUCAAACCCAAGCAUGUAUAAUUUUACCUCUGGAGUUGGGUGAGAGUGUGUUAAGAAUAUGUAAAUAAUUAGCUCUUAUCUGUAUGUAUUUUAGGUCCUGUUUUUGUAUCUCGAUUAGCUUUUUAGCUUAGCGUAGCUGGUAGCUUUCAACCUGUUUCUGUAAACAUUGUGCUCUAGGCUCUAGUAUGACCCAGCAACAUUUUCUUGAUUUCAGAGGCAUAAAUUUAUGCAUAAGCCUUUUUUUAUUUA